UGGCAAUAACGACAGCUGUUUGACAGCUCUGCAUAUUUCGAAAGAAAAUCUUUGAUGUGAAAAACCUUUUUCAUUGUUCUCUAAACUAGUUUAAAUAGUAGUAUAGUUCUAAAAAGCUUUGUACUGUACAUAUUUUAAUGUAUUUUACACUAUAAGGCUUCGAGAAAUGUUUAUAACUAUAAAUAGAUUGAGCCGUAGGUAGUUAGUAAUUCGUUCAGAUUGUGAUGAUUUAUCGGAGUUUUUGAAGAAAUCACCGCCAUGGGGAGAAGAGAGGAGCCGGCCUGGAUGCAGGGAACGGUGGGACUGACAGUAGCCCGGGAGCGCGGGGACAUUGGUCGUAAAUUCCAGAACCGACUUCUUGUGACCCGUAGCAUGAUAGACAGAUUAGGGCUCGAAAGCGAGCUUCAUGGGCAUAUGGGAUGUGUAAAUUGUCUUGAAUGGAGUAAAGACGGAUCGGUUCUGGCCUCCGCGUCUGACGAUCUACACGUAAUCCUGUGGGAUCCUUUUCGGUAUAAGCAACUUCACAAUAUUACUACAGGACACACAGGGAAUAUAUUUUCUGUUAAGUUCCUCUCGUCGGACAUAGUGGCCACAUGCGCGGCGGACGGGUCGGUGCGCGCGCGCAACGUGUGCGGCGGCACGUCGCUGCUCGAGUGCGCCUGCCACAGCGGCCGGGUGAAGAGGCUGGCAGUGGCGCCGGAUAAACCGCACCUGCUGUGGUCAGCCGGCGAGGAUGGUUUGGUGCUGCAGCACGACCUGCGCAUGCCGCACCGCUGCAACUCGGACUGCGCGAACGUGCUGGUCAACCUGCUGAACCACAUGGGCCGGUACGCGGAGGCCAAGUGCGUGGCGGUGAACCCGCGCCGCCCCUACCAGCUCGCCGUCGGCGCCAACGACUUCUACGUGCGUCUCUACGACACCAGGAUGAUCAAGCUGGGCAGACUGCAGGUUGGUGAUGCGGACUUCCAAAUGAACGCGCCUAUGUCGCGGCUGAUGUGGGAGCGGCAGAACGUGCGUUGCUCGCGCGCCGGCCACGGCGACCCCGACAACAAUAUACCGCGCGCCGCUGUGCAGUACUUUGCGCCCGGUCACCUAUCGAUGGAGCCGAACGACCACACGUAUCCGAAGAAAGCCGUCACGUACAUCGCCUUCAGCCACGACGGGAAUGAGCUGCUCGUCAAUUUGGGGUCCGAGCAGGUAUACUUAUACGACAUUAACUCAGCGAGGAGGCCGGUGUUUGUGGAGAGUUUCAUCAUCCAACACAACCAUGGAUACCGCGAGGGCGAGGCGAAGAACGGCACCAAGACCGAUACGAAAAACGGCACCAGCGACACCAAGAACGGUACCAAUAACGGCACCGUCAUCGAGGGCAGCAACGGUACGGUGGACCAACAGCUGCCGGAGAAGGUGCAGCAGAUGAAGGAAAUGGCCAACGAGCUAGUAAAUAGGAGCAAUUAUUCAGCCGCAGUGGAGUUGUACAACGUUGCCAUAUCGGAGUGUCCGAAUUGCGCCAUUUUGUAUUCAAACAGAGCCGCCGCGCUCAUGAGGAGAGGAUGGUCCGGUGACACAUACGCGGCGAUCCGCGACUGCUACAAAGCGAUAAAGCUGGACGCCAACCACGUGAAGUCCCAUUUCCGGCUCGCGAAGGGCCUGAUGGACCUGAAAAGGGCGAGAGAGGCCCACGAGUGCCUGCUGUACUUCAAGGACAGGUUCCCCAAGCACGCCACCAGCCACGCGGUGUUCCUGCUGCAGAAGGACAUCAACGUGGCUCUCGAGUCGAUGGAAACGCAGCCGGAUGAAGCUUCAGAAGAGGAGGGGCAGAACGGCAGUGCCCUGGAGCGACAGUUGCGUAGCUCGGCGUUGGACUACAGCCACCGCUUCUUGGGCCACUGCAAUACAACCACGGACAUCAAGGAGGCGAACUUUUUGGGGCCGGACGCGAAUUUCUUGGCCGCUGGGUCGGACGACGGGUCGAUGUUCGUGUGGUCGCGGCGCUCGGGCAACAUCGUGCGCUGCCUGCGCGCCGACGAGUCGAUCCUGAACUGCGUGCAGCUGCACCCGUCCAUGUUCCUGCUGGCCACCAGCGGCAUCGAGGCGGUCGUGCGCCUCUGGAGCCCCAAGUCCGAGGACGGCAGCGCGGAGGGGCGGCUGGUGGACGGCGUGGCGGCGGCGGCGGCCAACCAGCAGCGCAUGCGCAGCGACCCGUUCGAGGCGAUGCUGCUCAACAUCUCGUUCGCCGGCGGGCCCGAGCGCGACCUGCAGUCGCCCGUCUGCCGCGCCACGUAAAGAAAAUUCACCAAUUCAGUGGAUUCGAGUCAAAUGUAAAUAGUUAUUAUAUAUAAACACAUAUUAUAUUAUUUGUUGUUAUACUUAACAUUUCGCGUUACUGUUGAUUCAUAAGUUUAUGUUAAACACCGCGCCAAUAACGGAACGAAUUUUUAAAACUGCGGGUUUGCAUUAGUGCGAGCGAGAUAGCAUGUCAAUGCGAAUGUGAGACGGUGA
Messenger RNA from Zerene cesonia (dogface butterfly), 2502 nucleotides. It is a transcript of the gene adp, whose product is annotated as WD and tetratricopeptide repeats protein 1. The record is from RefSeq and is a predicted model, not a curated record. NCBI's taxonomy places the organism in Eukaryota, Metazoa, Arthropoda, Insecta, Lepidoptera, Pieridae. The coding region runs from base 259 to 2286 and encodes 675 amino acids. Gene Ontology annotation, biological process: negative regulation of fatty acid biosynthetic process. Gene Ontology annotation, molecular function: protein binding. The transcript has 13 exons. Gene Ontology annotation, cellular component: Cul4-RING E3 ubiquitin ligase complex; cytoplasm.